Prunus mume (Japanese apricot) is the source of this 717-nucleotide messenger RNA. The record is from RefSeq and is a predicted model, not a curated record. Lineage: Eukaryota; Viridiplantae; Streptophyta; Magnoliopsida; Rosales; Rosaceae.
AUGGUGCUGGAUAUCACCGUCGAGCGCGACCCCGACGUCAACGACAUCGGCACGGACGCCUACACCGUCCACGUGGAGUCCCAUCGCAUCCUGACAGUCGCUACCUUCUCCGAAGCCACCGUCACCAAAUGGCUCAAGCAAGUCUUCAAGUUCACCAAAUCCACCAUUCUCGUCGGCGUCGCUGCCGAGGUCGACAACACGCGAGGGUGGCUCAGGAAGAAAGAUCCACCGUACGACAUGCUCUGCCUCACCAUCGGAUGCCACUGCCUCAUCUACCAGUACUUUGACGACAAACCCGCUGGCUUACUCGUCUCCUUCCUUGCAAACCCUAGGGUUUUCGCAGUGGGCCGCGACAUGGCCAAUCUCUGCAGGAAGCUCAAGACGGACCACGGCAUCGAGAUCCGGAACGCCGUCGACGUCAACGAUCUGGCGGUCAGGGGGCUGGGGAGGGACGACCUGGAUCUCGGCCGCUACGGCCUGGACCGGCUCGCGAAGACCGUGCUGGGAAAGAAAAUGGACGUGGUUCGGCCUGAGGAGGAGCUCUUUUGGCACGGUGAGUAUGAGUCUUUUUGGAGCAUGAAUUGUGAGGUGGUCAAGUUCUGUACUGUUGAUGUGUAUCUGUGCUACUUGAUCGGUUUGGAGUUGAUCGACGCCAUUGACGGUGCUGCUGACCUUAAGAAGAUGAAGAAGAAGAAGAAAAACAAGAAGGACAAGUAG